This is a messenger RNA of Micropterus dolomieu (smallmouth bass), 2384 nucleotides long. Its product is annotated as chemerin-like receptor 1. Lineage: Eukaryota; Metazoa; Chordata; Actinopteri; Centrarchiformes; Centrarchidae. Gene Ontology annotation, cellular component: plasma membrane. The coding region runs from base 119 to 1234 and encodes 371 amino acids. The transcript has 2 exons. The record is from RefSeq and is a predicted model, not a curated record. Gene Ontology annotation, biological process: phospholipase C-activating G protein-coupled receptor signaling pathway; complement receptor mediated signaling pathway; positive regulation of cytosolic calcium ion concentration. Gene Ontology annotation, molecular function: complement receptor activity; G protein-coupled receptor activity.
CUGCGCCCUGCGCCCUGCGCCCUGCGCCCCAUUGGAUUAUUUCUGUUGGAUAACACUGUUCUUUUGGAUUAUUCACCUUGCUUUCUUUGGAUUCAGCCACUCUACUUAACUCAAGACAAUGAUGGCGAUGAACGGUACUUCUUCCUUUCACGUCAACGCAACAGAAGGCUCUGGAAAAAAUAUUUUAAAUAAUACUGACAAGUAUGCUGACAUAAGACAGUCUCUCUACACCAUGUCGUUGAUCAUUUACUGCCUGGCCUUUGUUCUCGGUGUGCUCGGGAAUGGAGUGGUUAUCUGGGUGACCGGGUUCAAGAUGAAGAAAACAGUUAACACUGUUUGGUUCCUCAACCUUGCUGUGGCUGACUUCCUUUUCACAGCGUUCCUGCCCCUGAGUGUGACAUACCUGGCUUUGGAUUUCCACUGGCCUUUCGGCAAGUUCAUGUGUAAGCUGAACAGCACUGUAAGCUUUCUGAACAUGUUUGCCAGUGUCUACAUUCUGAUGGUGAUCAGCGUGGACAGAUGUGUGUCUGUGGUGUGGCCCGUCUGGGCCCAGAACCACCGAAGUGUACAGAAGGCGUCUGGUGUCAGUCUGGGUGUUUGGGUACUGGCUCUGAUUCUUAGCGCUCCAUACUUCAUCUUCAGGGACACUACGCCAUCACAUAACAAUGUCAACAUCAUCAACUGCUUCAACAACUUUGCCUUUUCCAAUGAUUAUGAAACACCGUCUGUGAUUCAGCUACGUCAGUUUCGACAGCAGGCCAUGACCAUCACUCGCUUCCUCCUGGGAUUUGUUGUCCCCUUCACUGUCAUUGUCUCCUGUUAUGCUGUAAUUAUCCAUCGUAUCAGAAGAAACCGCACUCUGGCCAGCCAGUCAAGUCGCCCCUUUAAGAUCAUCGCUGCUGUUAUCACCACUUUUUUCCUGUGCUGGGCUCCCUUUCACAUCAUGGCUCUUAUUGAGAUGGUGAGUCAGACGGCUGCUAAUGCAAGUGAAACUUUAAUUCAUGUCACCACUAUAGGGAUCCCUAUAGCCACCAGCCUGGCCUUUCUCAACAGUUGCCUGAACCCACUGCUGUAUGUGUUCAUGGGCCAAGAUUUCAAGAAUAAAGUCCGCAAAUCCAUCCUGAAUGUGUUCGAGACUGCCUUCCAGGAGGAGGGUACAGGCUCUCACACUGACACAAGGUCAGGGGACACCAGUCUGAGCAAAGGGAUGUCAAUUCUUAAUACUGAGGUAUAAGGCUGUCCAUGACAUGAAGAAAAAAAAAUGUGAAACUGCACAUAGAAAAUGUAACUGUAUGUAACAAAUAGCUUUUGUUAGGGUUUGUUUUCAAGGACCCUAAUGGUGAUCUGUAUACAUCAUCUCACUGUAUCCAUAAUGCGGCUAUAGGUGAUUGUAAAACGGAAUUUCCUGGACAAAAUAUUGCAUCAGUCAUUUCAAAAUAGGCAUUGCAUUUUAUGGUUAAGUCUGUGUAACACAAGCAACAAAGAAAGAAAGAAAUAAGGACUGGUUAACAAAGGGGAACUUUGUCACACCCACAACAGAUUGGGAUGACCAUUUCCUUGCCUGUAUGUGACAGCAAAGGAUUCACCCAAACAAUACAAAUCCCAGUUGUUUAUAGGCCAUAAUUACAGACUUGGCAAUUAAAAGGCUGACAUAUCGGCAUCACAAAUAACAUAGUAAUAAUGGCAGUGACAAAUAACGUUGCACCUAUCACUGAAAAAACCUUGAUGCCAUCAGUCUACAUUCUUGCCUUCGACCAUGCAAAUGGAUUCACCUGAGUUUUGACUGCUUGUUUGAUAAACAUUUAUACUUGUAUUUGUUGUAGGGAAAGGCUAAAGCUAUUAGUGUUAUGUCUGUAGCAGCUGAUCAGUUUACUUGGCUUAGGUGUCAAUUUUUUAACCUUCAGACAGCAUUGAACCACAGACAAAUGGAAUGACACACUUAGUCUACAUGUAAGACUGUGGGCAUAAAUAUUGUAACAUGAACCUGUCUAUGAAAGCUUUAUUGUGAUGUAUAUGAUUUUAUUUUUAUUUGCAUUAUAAAUGAUGAUAGCAUAUGGAUUGAUUUUCUUUUAAUAGAGCAAACUGAUUUUUUGCAGCACUCUUUGUGCUCUUAAAGGCUGAAAAUCAUUAGAGUACUCCAGUCUUUGUUUCCCUUCACGAGUUCAUUCCAGUCACCAAAGUGGGUACCUCAUUAGUCUGUUCCAAUUUUCUCAGUUGGGUAACUUUUAUGAUAUAUUUGUUAACUGUAUUAGUGAAAUAGUUUAAAAAGUAUGGGGGGACUCUUGACAACAUUUAGAACCUUCUGUGUAAUUUCAUAAUGUAAUAAUCUGUGUAAAAAGUCUUCUGUCACUGUUAAAUUAAAAACAGUAGACAUUUGCAACUGA